AUGUCCCAGCUGAGCUCAGCUAGCCGCCUGGCUGCAACGCUGCUCCUCCUCGCUGCUGCAGCGGCAGGCUCAGUCCUUCCAUCUCCUCUGGCAGAGGUCCCAGCAUGCCAGAACCACAUCGAUGCGCUGCAGACCACCUGCCUCCAGUUCGUCAAGAAGGAUGGCCCCAAGGUGCAGCCGUCGCCGGACUGCUGUGCGACCGUGAAGGCGCUUGCAGACGCCGACGUGCCCUGCGUCUGUGACUACCUGGGCUCCCCCGCCGCCAGGGAGAAAAUAAGCCUGGAGAAGGUGUUCUACGUCACCAAGCAGUGCGGCGUCACCAUCCCCGGGACCUGCGGAGCAUUACCAGAAGGCCCUGGACUGGAAGGGUUCCAGCCUUGCCUUGGCAUCUGGCAGCAGCGCCUGCACGUCCUGCACCAUGUGAGCCUUCUCUGUCACUCAGAGCAGCUCAGCAAGUACACCAGCCUGAGCGAGUUCCUUGCUCCAUGGCAUGUACAACGCAAUGGCACGGAUAUGCCCUGCGUCUGCAACUACAUGGGCUUCCCCAGAGUCAGGGACAACAUAAGCCUGGAGAAGGUGUUCUAUGUCACCAAGCAGUGCGGCAUCACCAUCCCCAGGAGUUACGUAGGAUCAAAGCAGCUCUGA
Phragmites australis (common reed) is the source of this 645-nucleotide messenger RNA. Its product is annotated as non-specific lipid transfer protein GPI-anchored 24-like. The coding region runs from base 1 to 645 and encodes 214 amino acids. The transcript is spliced from 4 exons. The record is from RefSeq and is a predicted model, not a curated record. Lineage: Eukaryota; Viridiplantae; Streptophyta; Magnoliopsida; Poales; Poaceae.